Messenger RNA from Bufo gargarizans (Asiatic toad), 3216 nucleotides. RefSeq names its product leishmanolysin like peptidase (gene LMLN). NCBI's taxonomy places the organism in Eukaryota, Metazoa, Chordata, Amphibia, Anura, Bufonidae. The record is from RefSeq and is a predicted model, not a curated record. The transcript has 18 exons. Gene Ontology annotation, cellular component: membrane; cytoplasm. Gene Ontology annotation, biological process: proteolysis; cell adhesion. Gene Ontology annotation, molecular function: metalloendopeptidase activity. The coding region runs from base 479 to 2476 and encodes 665 amino acids.
GCACCUGACGUUCAGGCGUUGUGCUUCAGCAUCUGUGGUCCCACAUCCUGCGGUGUACUCGAGUCUGGCUCCCCCUGUGGACGCACUGAGCGCUGUACAGGCCGGAGGGAAACACCACACCGACCAUAGGAGGGAAAGCGGUGAGGGAAUACGGCCUGGAAACUAGGGAAAGGAGAUGGACACCUCCUAGUAAAACCCGAAUCACAGUCCUGACUGACUACCAGUAUGAACAGACCCCAGAGGUAGGCUGGGUCCUGGCUCCGGACUCCCACUCACUGACUACUCACAAUAAUAACCGCUGCAGAGAGCCGCACAUCUCUGCACAGUCUGCACUGCGCUCUGCGUACACGAUGGUGACGUCCACAUACGAAGCUCCUCAGUGAUGUCUCCAAGCUGCUGCCAUAGAAACCAAUCACGUGAUCCCGGAAGCGCCUGGUGACGUCACGUUGUCCCGGUAACAGCGGUCGGAUGGGGUAAAAUGGCUGCUAAAUCCAGAGGAGCCCUGACUGGAGGGACCCGGGGCCCCUCGGCCUCUCUCAUCACCCUGGCGGCCGUCCUUCUCCUCAGCUCCCCCUCACAGGCCUCCAGUCUGUGCCGCCAUCAGGUCCCGGGGCCCGAGGAGGUGGUGUACCAGGUUCACCAGAGGACGAGUCACGUGAUCAGGAGGCAGGCGGAGGAGCAGCUGCGGAUGAAGAUUGUCUACGACCCCAGCAUUGAAGACCUGGUCCCAGCGAGGAAGAGACUUGUCAAAAAUAAGCUCUUCCCACAAGCCAUCUCCUAUUUACAGAAGACCUUUCAAGUGCGCCGACCUAGUGGCUCCAUAUUACUGAGCAGACAGUGCGUGAAGAAUCAGUACGUGAGGAGACAGUCGGACGCUCAGAGGUACUGUCACGAGGGCUGCGCAGAGCACACGCGAUGCGGUCCGGUGAUUGUGCCCGAGGAGCACCUCCAGCAAUGUUUAAUGUGCCGCAACAAGUACUGUGGAGUAUCGGGGCCCCCGGACAGUGGGGGGGUUCGGGAUGCAGACUUUAUCCUCUACGUCAGCGCAAUCACCACGGAGAGAUGCAGCCAGGAGAACAUUGUGGCGUAUGCAGCCUAUUGUCAGCUGGAGGCAGAGAUGGACAGGCCCAUUGCAGGGUAUGCCAACCUGUGCCCCAGUAUGAUCUCCACGCAGCCCCAGGAGUUUGCCGGCAUGCUGUCCACCGUGAAGCAUGAGAUCAUCCACGCUCUGGGAUUUUCUGCCGGUCUUUUUGCCUUCUUUUAUGAUGACAGUGGGGAGCCGCUGACGCCGAGGUCUGCAGAUGGCCUCCCUGCCUUCAAUGAGAGCCUUGGUGUUUACCAGUGGAGUGAAAAGGUCGUUCGAAUGAUCACCAGGAACUGGGAUAUUAGAGGCGCCAAAAUGGUUCAACGCAAGGUCUACCUGCUGGUCACCCCGCGGGUCACGGACGAGGUGCGGAGUCACUUUGACUGUCCAGAUCUUGAGGGAAUGGAGCUGGAGAAUCAGGGUGGCAUGGGCACAGAGCUGAACCACUGGGAGAAGCGGCUGCUGGAGAAUGAGGCCAUGACGGGCUCCCACACACAGAACAGGGUCUUCUCCAGGAUCACACUUGCUCUGAUGGAGGAUACGGGCUGGUACAGAGCAAAUUACAGCAUGGCGCAGAAGCUGGACUGGGGGCGAGGGAAAGGCUGCGACUUUGCAAUGAAAAGCUGCAAGUUCUGGAUCACUGAGCAGAGCAGAAAGAAGCAAAAUGUCAGCCCCUUCUGUGACACUCUCCGAGGCAAUCCUUUACAACUGAGCUGCCGACAGGACCAGAGGGCGGUGGCCAUAUGUAAUCUACAGAGGUUCCCCAAAAGUCUUCCUCAAGAAUAUCAGUAUUUUGACCACAUCCUGGGGGUCCCGCAGGAGGAUCUCGCCCUCUAUGGGGGGGCGGUGGAGAUCGCCGACUUCUGCCCAUUCACCCAGGAGUUCAGCUGGCAUUUGAGCGGAGAAUACCAGAGAAGCUCGGACUGCACCAUGCCCCAGAACCAGCCAGCUGCGUCCAGGAACUACGGGGCGGAGCGCUAUGGGCCGGGGUCCGUCUGUCUGGAGCAGAGGGCGGCAUUUGUCAUGGAGCAGUGCUAUAAGAGGAUGAGUUACCCCGACUGGGGCAGCGGCUGCUAUCAGGUGAGCUGCGCCCCAGAAGGCCUGCAGAUCUGGCUGGAGGACACCCCCUACCUGUGCAGCCGGGCCGGUCAGGUGAUCGCUGUCAGCACCCACAUCAAUGGCUGGUACUACGAGGGCGAGCUUGUCUGUCCGUCCUGUUGGGACUUCUGUGACCUCUGCCCUCCGGAGCGGGAUCCUCCCCCAGACAACAGGACGAGAGCUGCCCCUCUAGAUCUCUGCUCUCGCUCUUCAAACCUGGUGGUCACCCUGUGGCUUCUAAUGCUGAACCUGCUCCCCCUGCUGGCGGGGUUCUUUCUCUGCGUGUACAAGUAACAGAUGCUGCAGUUCACCUCUCCGUGUCCUGGUGACGCCCGCUGCACUUUAUACAGACAGAUAUGUGGACGUGCCACGUGCUGGCAUACAUGGCAUUACAAGGUGUCCGCGGGGCAUUGCGACAUGUUUACCUGAGUCUUACAGCUUUGUACAUGUAAGCCUGACCUCGGGACCCCAGCGGGGUGGAGGCAGGGCCCGCUCCGCAGUGGUCAGGCUUAUUGUAUAGUACACUCGGGACAUGGAGUAUAAAGACCUUCUGUGGCUCAUUCUGCCACGUCUGGACAGUCACCCUCCGACUCUAUAGUGUGGCAUUCUUCCAGCCUCUCUGCCAAGGAGCAGUUGUACACUGUAUGUCAUACAGUCCCUCCCCUGAGGAACAUUCAUAUGCUGUAUGCCACAGCCCCUCCCCCAAGGAGCAUCUAUGUCACACAGUCCCUCCCCCGAGGAGCAGUCGUACAUGCUAUUUGGUAUAGUUUACGGUAUUACACACUCUGUGAAUGCACUUUAGGCGCUCAUCCUCUUUUUAUAGACAAAAUCAUUGUGUAAUGGACGUUCUGCAGCUGCUCGUGUUUUUUCACUUCUACAUUUGAAACGUUCUCCCUUUAUCAGUCUAGUCUCUCUGCUUCCUGUGAGUGAAUGUAAACAUUAUUUACAGCCAGACAAUAACGCAAUUUCCAAACAGCAAGCAGAGGUCUUUAAAAAAUUGUGAUAUAUUAAAACCCAAAGUCUAUUAGAAAGUU